Molecule: messenger RNA, 1759 nt
Organism: Humulus lupulus (European hop)
Lineage: Eukaryota; Viridiplantae; Streptophyta; Magnoliopsida; Rosales; Cannabaceae
Exons: 5
Coding region: 138-1487 (449 amino acids)
Biological process (GO): carbohydrate metabolic process
Molecular function (GO): undecaprenyldiphospho-muramoylpentapeptide beta-N-acetylglucosaminyltransferase activity
Source: RefSeq, a predicted model, not a curated record
AUAUACUUGAAAAAAAAAUUGUUAGUAGAAGAAGCCAUGUGAGUGGAGUAUGAAAACUAUGCUAAAACUUUGUCUUUUUGACUACUCUCUGUCCCAAAACUCUAUUUUGCAAAUGCAUCUGAUCGACCAAAGCUUUAAUGGCUUUUACUAUCUCUUACCUCUUCCCCACUCCAAAGUUCCCAACUCCACCGAUUUACAACCCUUCUUCAUCUGGAGCCAGGCAAGUCUUGUCUCUCUCUAACUUUGUUUCGAAAGACAGGAACUUGAGGAUCCUUUGCUGUCUGUCACUAAAGCAAUCCAAUGACCAAAUCGUUACAGCCCAGGACGAUGCAGUUUCGGUCGACAAUUUACGCGUGGUCUUCGCUGCCGGCGGGACUGGGGGGCACAUAUACCCAGCAAUCGCCAUAGCCGACCAGCUCAAACUGGCUAAACCCAGCUCUCAAAUUCUCUUUUUAGGCACACCCAACAGCAUGGAAAGCGCCUCUAUAACCUCCGCUGGCUACGACUUCGAACACAUCCCUGCUGUCCGAUUAGCCCGGCCCAUUCUCCUCUCUCUUCAGAACCUCUUCUUACCCUACCGUCUCUUCAAAUCAACGGUCCAGUGUUUAGCCAAACUGCGCGAUUUCGACCCCCAUAUCGUGAUUGGGACUGGUGGGUACGUCUCAUUCCCGACUUGCUUGGCUGCCGCCAUUAAAGGCAUCAAGCUGGUGAUCCAAGAGCAGAACUCUGUACCGGGUGUUGCCAAUUGGGUUCUUUCCCACUUAUCCGAUGUCGUUUUCGUGGCUUUCAAUUCGACCGUUGAUUGUUUUCCCAAGGGAAAGUGUGUCGUUUCCGGGAAUCCUGUCAGGCUUUCGUCGAAAAAGGCUGCGUCCAAAGGGGCGGCGAGGUUUCGUUUAUUUCCGAAGUCUGAGAAAAUUGAGGAUCCUGAUGCCAAGGUUGUGUUGAUUCUUGGAGGGUCUUUAGGUGCUAACGCUGUAAAUAUUGCUACGUUGAAUCUUUAUCAUCAAAUGUUGAUGGAGAAGGAGAACCUGUUCCUCAUAUGGCAAACUGGGGUUCAAGACUUUAAUGAGAUGGAGAGCCUUGUUAAGAAUCACCCACGUUUGCAUUUAACACCGUUCAUGCAUUCCAUGGAUUUAGCCUACCUUGCUGCAGAUCUUGUUAUUUCCAGAGCUGGUGCAAUGACUUGCUAUGAGAUCUUGGCCCAUGGGAAGCCUUCAAUUCUGAUACCAUCACCAAAUGUUUCUGAAGGACAUCAAUUUAAAAAUGCAUCUCUAAUGGCAGAUUUAGCUGAUGCACAGCUUAUAACUGAAGAUGAACUUGAUUCGACCACCCUGAAAACUGCCAUUGAAGAUUUAUUAGGGGACGAGAGAAAAAUGGCAGAUAUGUCUGAGAGGGCUCUUAAAGCUGCAAAACCUAAUGCCUCUGCUGAGAUUGUUCAGCACAUUCUUUCUCUGGUUCACGUAUCAUCGACCAAGAAGCAACAAUAAUUAAAUCGAUUUUACAGGGAGAGAAACUGAGGAUUGACCAAUUCAGAAUCAGUAGUCACAUGAAAGCAUGGUCCAAUAUCAAUAUUCUGUCAAGUCAACAAUUCUAAUGUUGUGGGAUAAUAGUACGGUUUUCUUCAUCCAAUGACAGAAUAGAAUGUGAGUUCUCUGUAUUUUUUUUCCAAAACUUGUAAUUUGUGUUUUGACAAAUUACUUUUUAGACCUUAUGUUGUGUAAAAUGGUUAAAAUAAAAUCCUAAACCCGAUUUUGGUUAA